Molecule: messenger RNA, 1005 nt
Organism: Sturnus vulgaris (Common starling)
Lineage: Eukaryota; Metazoa; Chordata; Aves; Passeriformes; Sturnidae
Source: RefSeq, a predicted model, not a curated record
AUGGCCACGCCGGCCACUCGCUUCCUGCGGCUCAGCCGCGACGCGGCCAGCGCCAGCAGGUCCUCGUCACCCUUGGGAGCGAUGGUGGCGAGCGGCGGGGACGAUCCCUCGGGGUUUGUGUUCGACGUUCGCUCCGGGGCCGUGCGGGCUCAGGGCGGCUCCGAGAACAUGAGGGAGAAGGUCCAGGCCGUUCGUGCCGUGGUUCCGAACCGCAGCAACACCGAGAUCGUGCUGGUGCUGCAGCACUUUGACAACGCCGUGGAGAGAGCCGUGACCGCCUUCAUGGAGGUGCUGGUGCUGCAGCACUUUGACAACGCCGUGGAGAGAGCCGUGACCGCCUUCAUGGAGGGCUGCAGCCUGGACAGGUCAGUGAAGGAUCUCCAGCGCUGCUCCGUGGCCCUGGCUCGGUUCAGGGCCCUGCUCAGGGACGAGUGGUUUCAUUUCCCAGGCUGCAGCCUGGACAGGUCAGUGAAGGAUCUCCAGCGCUGCUCCGUGGCCCUGGCUCGGUUCAGGGCCCUGCUCAGGGACGAGGUGGAAAAUUCCCUGAGGAGAGCCAGGGCAGCCUUUGGGGACAUCCAGAGCUGUCUCAUGGAUCGUGAGGUCGCUCUCCUGGCCGAGAUGGACAAAGUCAAGGCGGAAGCAAUGGAGCUGCUCUCUCUCCGGCAGCGCCGGGCCGAGUCUCUGCGCGCUCUGACCGAGGCGGCUCCGGCCAUGUCAGAGCAACAACUGCAGGAGCUGAGAGCUGACAUCAAACACUUUGUCAGUGAGAGGAAGUUCGAUGAGGAGCUGGGCCGGGCCGGGCGCUUCGGCUGCGACCUCGAGGCGCUGAGGGGCAGCAUCGGGGCCUUCGGGCAAGGUGGGUCUGGGAAAUCCCGGAAAAUCCCGGAAAAUUCCUGAAAAUCCUGCCCUGGGAAUGUCCCUGCCUUCGGGCAAGGUGGGUCUGGGAAAUCCCGGAAAAUCCUGAAAAUUCCAGGAAAUUCCAUGGGAAACUGCCCUGGGAAUGUC